AUGGCGUAUUCGUUCUCCAUGUACUACUCCACAGCUGCUGCAGCUACAACUUCCCACAGCAAUUUGUUGGUGGAAAUAUUAAUGAAUUCACUUGGGUUCUCCACAGAAAAAGUUAUUUCUACUAGCGCCAAGGUAACAUUCUUGAAACCUGGAAACAACAAGCCUCUAUUAGUCGUCAAUUUCUUCCAACAAAUUGGUCUAGACAUUUCCCACAUCAGAACCCUUGUUUGUACCAACCCUAGUUUGUUGUUUUCUGAUGUAGAGAAAAUCCUUAAACCCAAAACUAAGCUUCUUCAGGAACUUGGCUUAUCUGGUUCUGACAUAGCUAAAGUCAUCUCAAAAAGUAGUGAGGAUUCUGUAGCUAAGGUCAUUAAGAGAGGCCUUAGAAUCCUUUGGCGCAAUGCCCCUAAAGUAAUGUCACCCAAUAUAGCGUUCCUGCGAAAUUUUGGAUUUUCAGGUAAAGAUAUUGAAAAGCGUAUUGUACGAGAUCCAAAGCUCCUUCAUCAAAAGAUGGGGUGGCUUGAGAAUGCAGUGCAUCGAGUUGAAAAGAAUUUACACAUUCCUCGGGACUCCAACAUAUUUUUCUAUGGAUUUAUAAAAAUUCCUUUAUGCUUGACCUUAUCAGAGGCUAGGCUUGGAAAAGGACUGAAUAUUUUCAUGAAGGACCUCAGGUAUGGAGCUGGUUACCUGGCUUCUCACCUCGCACUUUUAGCACACAACUUGGAGAAGAGGGUGAUGCCUAGGUAUGAAAUCUUGAAACUUCUCGGCAAGAAGAAGCUUUCAAGGGGUAGCCUAAAUCUUUAUACUGCUGUGAUAUUGCAUAUUGCCUAA
This is a messenger RNA of Nicotiana tabacum (common tobacco), 831 nucleotides long. The record is from RefSeq and is a predicted model, not a curated record. Lineage: Eukaryota; Viridiplantae; Streptophyta; Magnoliopsida; Solanales; Solanaceae.